UUCCCAGCCGCCAACAGCCUCUCUCUCCCUCCCCACGCCAUCUUCCUCCCUGGAUUCCCCACGCUAGCAACAGGGAGCACGUCUCCUUCCCUCCAUGGCCGGACCGCCCUCCCCCUGCUGCCGGCAGACAGCAGCUUGGCAUCUUCAACCUCGGCCGCGAGCUCCCUCCUCGGCUGCUUCCAGCCCAACUCGGCGCCCUUGCUGCAGGCGAGCAGCAGCUCCCUGGAUUCAUGGCGCCGGUGAAGCUCGAGCAACCAAGCUCCCAGCUAUGGCGCUUGCUCCCUGCAGGGAUGCAGUUCCCUUGGCCGACGCCCAGCAGAGCAGCCAUGGCCGAGCUCCCUGGGAGCACGCCGGUGCCCCUGCUGUCCCCAUGGUCGAAGCCUCUGCUCGGCCAGCAGACAUGGCCGCCAGCCCCCGGCGAGCUCGAGUUCUUCUCCCUGGCCGCCCUGCUCCCUGUCCACGGCGCCUGGGAAUUCCAACAGCAGCUCCCCCUUCUCCCUGCGCCCUCUCUCCAUGGCGAGCAGCCCCCCUGCAGCGAGCUCUUUCCCCUAACCUGCUCGCGGCUAGCACCAUGGAGCCGAGCUCCUUCUCUGCAGCAGCCGCUGCACCUUUCCCCUUUUUGCCACUAUGGUGCGCAGCCCCGUCUCUUCCACUCAACGCAGCAGAUCGGACAGCUCCUCUGCUCCUCCAUUCAUCGCCAUCAAAUAUUUUUGGGGCUCGAUUCGGCGCGCUGUCCAUCUGCGUUGCCUCGCUGCGCACCCGCGCGCUGUGUCGUGCCAUCCCGCUUUUGCAGCCAUCGUUGGUGCACGCGCAGCGCCGCACCUCACUGUUGCAUGUCCCGCUGCGCGCGUGCCAGGUGUUCGGCGAAAUGUCUGGGUGGGGUGCUGCGCAGCGAACCGCACGCCGUGGUGCCCACCGGGUGCUUGCUGUUUUUGCGCAGCCCCGUCGUCGUCGUCGUUCACCCCGAGGCAUCCCAUGUUUUGCGUGGAGAAGGCAAGUCGUUCAACGCUCGUAGAUGUGCGGAGCUAUGCACAAAUCGGAAUCACCAUCGUCCUCACAAACACCGUUUGGGUUUGUUUAUGGACCGAGAGGUGACGACCGUGCAAGUGAUGUGGUGCCAACCACAAGAUGCAGUCGGUGGACGACCCAAGGAAGGAUGGACUUAACCAGUGGAUGCUCGCCAAGCGAGUACCUCCCCAGCAAACACUACCUAAGUGUUAAAAAG
Molecule: messenger RNA, 1225 nt
Organism: Zea mays
Lineage: Eukaryota; Viridiplantae; Streptophyta; Magnoliopsida; Poales; Poaceae
Exons: 3
Coding region: 231-1166 (311 amino acids)
Source: RefSeq, a predicted model, not a curated record